Messenger RNA from Funneliformis mosseae, 150 nucleotides. The record is from the annotation of a GenBank genome assembly. NCBI's taxonomy places the organism in Eukaryota, Fungi, Glomeromycota, Glomeromycetes, Glomerales, Glomeraceae.
AUGAGUUCUUCAGAUGUAUUUGGACUUGAUGUAUCACAAACACAAAUUUUUAUUUAUAAUUUCCUUUAUCUGAUGUCCCCAAAAGUUAUCCUGCAUGAAUUAUCUAUCAAAAUAAUUGUAAGAUUACGAAUAAGAGAACAAAAAUAUUAA